AUCAUCCGCAGCAACACAGUUAAAUUUUCGUAAAUAACUAAAAAACUUGUUAGUUUCGGGUUAAAAUAAACUUAAAAUAUAAAAGAAGCAAACUACAACAAAAUGGUACGACGUGGACGUUCUGCUAGCCCCCCACCAUCAGCCAGACGCGCACCGCCGCAGGCUCGCGCCGCCCCACCACCACAGGCACAUGUGCCCGCACGUGCCGCGCCACCACCGGCGGCACCCAUGGCCGCCGCACCACCCAGCGCCGUUGGCAUGCCGGCACCACAGCAGCCAUCGAUGUUCCAGCAAAUGGCUGCCACCGCUGGAGGCGUUGCCGUUGGCUCAGCGAUUGGCCACACCGUCGGCCAUGGAUUGACGUCCAUGUUCAGCGGCUCUGGCGAUAAGGAGGCCGCAGCGCCAGCCGCUGCCGCGCCAGUUCAACAGCAGCAGCAGCCAUACUAUGCGCAGCCGGCACAGGGUGCCAAUGAGCCACAGGGUGCAUGCGCCUGGGAAAUUAAACAGUUCCUGCAAUGCGCCCAGGGUCAAUCGGAUCUGUCGCUGUGCGAGGGCUUCAAUGAGGCGCUCCGACAGUGCAAGGUGCAGCAUCAUCUCCAAUAAAUGACAACUAGAACAUCAACAACAAGAAAAUCG
This is a messenger RNA of Drosophila novamexicana, 636 nucleotides long. It is a transcript of the gene Chchd2, whose product is annotated as coiled-coil-helix-coiled-coil-helix domain-containing protein 2. The transcript has 2 exons. The record is from RefSeq and is a predicted model, not a curated record. Bases 103 to 603 code for a protein of 166 amino acids. NCBI's taxonomy places the organism in Eukaryota, Metazoa, Arthropoda, Insecta, Diptera, Drosophilidae. Gene Ontology annotation, cellular component: mitochondrion; nucleus. Gene Ontology annotation, biological process: mitochondrion organization.